Molecule: messenger RNA, 3644 nt
Organism: Drosophila bipectinata
Lineage: Eukaryota; Metazoa; Arthropoda; Insecta; Diptera; Drosophilidae
Gene: Bre1
Product: E3 ubiquitin-protein ligase Bre1
Cellular component (GO): nucleus; HULC complex
Molecular function (GO): metal ion binding; ubiquitin protein ligase activity
Source: RefSeq, a predicted model, not a curated record
AUUUUGGGCACACUAAUGAAGCCUGACAAAACGUAGAAAACCCACAGAAAAACUUUAUUAAUGUUAAGCUAAAAGUGUAAAACCCUGAGAUUAAGUGCAGAGAUGUCAAAACGCAGCGCCGAGGACGCCAGCGGCGCCGGCGGUGGCGGCGUGGGAGGAAGCAGCUGCUUGGCGGUAGCGGCAGCUGCGGCCGGGCAGCCCCCCAUAAAGAAGGUUCAUUUUGAGCCGCACCUAAUUGGGCCAGUGUCCACCCUGGAGGAGAUGGACAUCAAGGUGCUGGAGUUUCAAAACAAGAAACUGGCCCAGCGCAUCGAGCAGCGGAUGCGGACGGAGGCUGAGCUGCGGCACCGCAUCGAGCAGCUGGAGAAGCGGCAGACGCAGGACGAUGCCGUGCUAAAUGUUGUCAAUCGGUAUUGGAACCAGUUGAACGAGGACAUCCGUGUCCUGUUGCAGCGAUUCGACGCCGAGACGGCGGAUGAGCUGGAAAACAGGAACGAAAACGAGGUCACAACGUCGUUUCUGGCUCAGCUCUCCACUUGGGACAAAGAGGAGCUGGACGAGAAGCUGGCCAAUCGCGUACAGGUGUCGAAGAGGGCGGUGGCCAAGAUCGUACAGGUUAUUGAUAGGUUAAUGCAACGCAACGAGAAGAUAACUCAUGUAUUGAAAGGUGAUAGUUUGGCGGGGUCCGGUUCCGGUUCGGGAGCCACUGACGAGGAGCAGCAGCAGUCCAGCGGGGAUGCCGAGGCGGCAAACACUGCAAGCGUAGCGGUCCAGGCCCUGGAGGAGACUCUGAAGCAGACCCACAUUGAAAUCAUGAGCGAGAACCACAAGCUUCAGAAUCUAAACACAUCGCUGCACGAAAAGUUCCACACCAUGUCGCUGAAGAUGAAGGAGUACCAGGACGCCCACACUGCUAAGGAGACGGAGAACGCCGAGCUGAAGAAUCAGAUCGACGAGCUCCAAUACGACCUGGAGAAGAUUCAUUGCCGAAACGACAAGCUUGAAAACCAUCUGGCCGAAGCUAUCGAAAAGCUAAAGGCCUACCAUCAAAUCUACGGAGAUCCCAAUAAGAGUAGCAACAGCGCCAAAACUCCUAGUACCACGGGCACUGGCAACACAACUACAAACGUCAAUAGCCAACACUUGGAGGAGUUGCAAAAGGAGCUCGAGGAAUACCGGGAACUGGCCAAUAAUCGGUUGCAAGAACUCGACAAACUACAUGCCACGCAUCGCGAAACUCUUAAAGAGGUGGAGAAACUCAAAAUGGAUAUACGGCAACUGCCAGAAUCGGUGAUUGUGGAGACGACGGAGUACAAGUGCUUGCAGAGCCAAUUCUCCGUGCUCUAUAACGAGUCCAUGCAAAUCAAAACGAUGCUGGACGAAACCCGAAACCAGCUGCAGACGAGUAAGAAUCAACACCUGAGGCAAAUCGAGGUAAUGGAGAGUGAGGAGCUGAUAGCUCAGAAAAAGGUUCGCAGCGAAAUGAUCCAAAUGGAGGAUGUCCUGGCGCUCAUUCGGAAGGAGUACGAAGCGCUGAGGAUAGAGUUCGAACAGAACAUGGCCGCAAACGAGCAGACAGCGCCCAUAAACCGUGAGAUGCGACACCUGAUCACCUCGCUGCAGAACCACAACGGCCAGCUGAAGGGAGAGGUGCAGCGCUACAAGCGGAAGUACAAAGACACCUCUACGGACAACGUCAAGUUACGUAAGGAGCUGGACGACGCUCUGGCCACGCUCGAGGGCAACAAGUUGCAGUCGGCGACAGGGUCUGCUGCGGACGAGAUCAAACAGGAGAAUUCCACUAGCGUCAAGGAGGAGAAUUCCAACAAUGCCUCCGCAUCCAGCCAGUCAAACCAAACGAAUUCCGGCAGUGAAACUAAUCUCGCCAUCAAGGAGGAGAAUUCUGGCUCGGCCGACGAUGAUGCGGAUGACGAAGCCAGCAAGGACAUUAAAGAUGGUAUCAAACAGGAAAAACUCAGUUCUGGCGAGACCGGUACAACCGAGAAAAAGGACUCACCAGGGCCAGGCAACGCUACAACUGCCACAAAUUCCAGUUCGGGAGGGGCAGUGAAGAGCGAAAAGGAUUCCAAGGAUGGUGUUAAAGCCAAGGACGUUAAGACUGUGGAGAGUGAAACGGUGCGAGAUCUGAAAGCACAAUUAAAGAAAGCGUUAAAUGACCAGAAGGAGAUGAAGCUACUGCUGGACAUGUACAAAGGUGUCUCCAAGGACCAGCGCGACAAGGUCCAGCUAAUGGCAACGGAAAAGAAGUUACGCUCCGAGAUCGAGGAGCUUCGCCAGCAGCUGAAGAAACUCCAGGAGAGCAAACGCGAGGAGCGAAAGAAGUUGGCCGACGAGGAAGCCCUGCGAAAGAUCAAGCAGCUGGAGGAGCAGAAAUACGAGCUGCAAAAGCAGAUGGCGAAUCACAAACCGUCGGACAAUGCGUGGGGCGCCGGUGCUCCAGGGGGUGCGAACUAUACAAGACCCUUUGUUGGCUCCCACGAGGAGGAGGCGCUUCUCAACGAAAUGGAGGUGACCGGCCAAGCGUUCGAGGACAUGCAGGAGCAGAACUCUCGUCUAAUACAGCAGCUACGCGAAAAGGACGAUGCUAACUUUAAGCUGAUGUCGGAGCGGAUCAAGGCUAACCAACUGCACAAGUUGCUGCGCGAAGAGAAGACGGUGCUGGAGGACCAGAUGGCCACGGCUACGACACAGAUCGAAGCAAUGCAUAUUGUGCUGCGAAAACUGGAAGAAAAGGAGCGGAGCCUUCAGGCCACAGUGGCUUCUAUUGAGAAGGAGCUGAUGCUGCGGCAACAGGCAAUGGAGAUGCACAAACGCAAGGCGAUUGAAUCGGCACAGUCGGCGGCCGAUCUGAAGCUGCAUCUGGAGAAAUACCAUGCCCAGAUGAAGGAGGCGCAACAAGUGGUGGCAGAGAAAACUAGUUCGUUGGAGGCCGAAGCCUACAAAACCAAGCGAUUGCAGGAAGAGCUGGCGCAGUUCAAGCGAAAGGCGGAACGGAUGAAGAAGAUGGAGAUGUCCGGCACCACGAUCGACGAGGUGAUGAUUGAGGAGAUCCGCGAGUACAAGGAGACGCUGACAUGUCCCUCGUGCAAGGUGAAGCGGAAGGACGCAGUGCUGUCAAAGUGCUUCCACGUCUUCUGCUACGACUGCCUGCGAACGCGGUACGAGACGCGCCAGCGGAAGUGUCCCAAAUGCAACUGCGCCUUUGGCGCCAAUGAUUAUCAUAGGCUAUAUCUGCAGUAGAUAAGCGAUAAAACCCGUAAUGAUAAUUUAGGUACUUUCCGGUAAUGUCCUCAAUGAACACAGACACAGAGACACACUCCCUCCCACUAGCCACUCGCCAAAAAAGGAGACGGGCGGACACACACACCCAUACCACACAUUCAUGCCGGAUUAUUCAUUUAACAUAUAUCUACGUACUAAUUCUCGUUUAAGUAGCUCCCGAAUAACUUUGCAGAUCAUAAUUAAGGCAAUAAUCUGAAAUUGUUCAUUGCAUCGCCAAGCAAAAAAAGAAAGCAUCUCAUUAUGAGUGCCGCGGGGAACUUGUCGCGGUUUUUUUAUUUAGCUUCUAGUUUUUGUAAAUCAAACUAUUUUUAAAUGAUUUAAUUUGAAAACUAAAUGUACGA